AAAUGUCUUCAAAGACAUUUCAUGUAGCAAGUAAACAUUUGGAUAAAAAUAUGAAACCGCCAUGAAUCAGCAAUCCCAUGUAUUUACAAAUAAUUGUACAUUCUUCCAGUGUGUGCCAAGUCCCAAGGAGCAAAGGGAUAAAAGUACAAGAAAGAACGUUCAUGUGGGAGGAUUGAUAAAACACACGGAUUGCACUGCAGAAAGAUAAGCGUGCGGCAAAAUGUCUCUUUUUCACGCGAAUGCUGGACAAGCUGAAAUUAUCCGUAGUGUACAGAAGGACCAGGAAUACAUCGAGAACAUACGGAGUUCCCUUAGCGAGAUGCUUCUUUUGCUUAGCCAUCGUCAAUGGUUCAAGUAUAACGCUGCCUGUAAACUUAUUGCUGAGAUCAUGUACCACCACUACGCGAUUCUAAACAACCUUCAGACACUCGGCGAAGAAUACACCGGUAUAAUACAGGUCGAUGCCAACUAUGUUAUGCUACCCAAUAAGGCUUUACAAUUGCUAGCAAUUAUCCUUGAGUGCGGCGGAGAGCAUCUAGCUGAUCGUAUGCUUACCUAUCUGGACGCUGAAAUAGACCGUAGUGACGAACUUUUGGUGUCUGUGAAAAACGGGCUCCACAAAUUUAUCGGGACGCUUCGCUUGAUUAUGCCGUACGUUAGAGGAUUCCACACAAGUCUGUUCUAUAUAAAUGGCGGAAAAUAUCACAUUUCCAAGCGGCUCACGAAUAUUAAUUAUGUUUUAAUACGCAAUUGGUUAAAGGAAAAUCAUUCGGUCUACGGAUACAGGCUGCUAGGCUACGUUACGUUGGCUCAAUUGAUUCUUUCCUUAGCAGCUCGGUUUCGUCAGCAGCAACUGUACUCCAGCAAAAACACAAAAGUGGAGACGAGCGGGCGUAUCGCGGGGUUGGAUAGUUCGACUCAUAAGUGUGCCUUAUGUAUCGACAUUACGCAAAACAUAACCGUAACGCAAUGUGGUCAUCUUUUUUGUUGGGAUUGUAUUCUAAACUGGCUAGAUCAAAAACAGGUAUGCCCUAUCUGUCGUGAAGCUAUUAAAAAAACUCGCGUCGUACGCUUACAAAACUAUUUUGUAGAACAUUCCAAAUAGCUUGCAAGAGCUUAUAGCUAUAUUGUUUGGGCUUUUAACCGGGAUAGUCUAGAACCAAAAACAAUGGGAUGUAUUUAUAUGUAGCGAAGAAAACCCAGUUUAUGAAUAAAGGGAUUAUGGUGUAUUCGUUGCACUUCGAUUGAAACAA
This is a messenger RNA of Anopheles coustani, 1253 nucleotides long. RefSeq names its product peroxisome biogenesis factor 10 (gene Pex10). Gene Ontology annotation, cellular component: peroxisomal membrane. NCBI's taxonomy places the organism in Eukaryota, Metazoa, Arthropoda, Insecta, Diptera, Culicidae. The record is from RefSeq and is a predicted model, not a curated record. Bases 221 to 1105 code for a protein of 294 amino acids. Gene Ontology annotation, molecular function: zinc ion binding. Gene Ontology annotation, biological process: protein import into peroxisome matrix. The transcript is spliced from 2 exons.